UUUAGAACCAGGAUAUAAAUGAAGAUGAAACAUCCUAAAGCAGCACAGACUGGUCUCAUGAUGAUCACAGGACAAAGCUGUGUUUUUGGGCUGCUGCUGCUCUGCCUUGCUGUAUUAGGCACAUCAGUACCAGCAGGCAAACCAGGAAAAUGCCCAUCUGAGAGGUUUUUGACGGAAGACUUUGUGUCACACGAUACCAGAUGCAGAUCUGACAAUGAUUGUAAGGGAACCAAAAAGUGUUGCUCAGACAAUGGCGACAAAUUCUGCAAACCUCCAGCACAAGAGAAGCCCGGCACCUGUCCCCGUGCUACACAAAUGCCACGUGUUACAGAUUUCUGCACCUCAGACAGUGAAUGCCCUAAGAGAUCCAAGUGCUGCCUCUAUAAUGGGGGAAAGACCUGUGUGCCUUCUGUAAAAGAAAAGUUGGGUGCCUGUCGUCGUAAAACUGACAUAAUGUGCAUUGCUGCAAUGAGGAGCACUUGUGCAUCUGACUCCACUUGUCCUGAUAAUGAGAAAUGCUGCCCAUCUGAUUUCGGAUGUUACAGAGAUUGCCAGAAACCAGUAUAAUAACACCAGAAAAUCCAUCUUUAUGACUCUAGAACAUGAUCUAGUUCCUGUAAUAAGAAGCACAUCAAUGAUCACAUAUAAAUGGUGUCUGUGUGGGUGCAGUUACAUUCUGGAGAGCUGUUACUUCUGUAUGUGGGUUUCUGGGAACCAUCAAAGUCUCCGUAUGUCUCUUUCUAUGUUUGGGGGAAGGCAAUAACCAAUUAAUGAAGAUGUAUAAGAAAUAAAUUACUUGCUUAGUCAUUAAAAAACAAAGUAGUUGUA
Molecule: messenger RNA, 828 nt
Organism: Xenopus laevis (African clawed frog)
Lineage: Eukaryota; Metazoa; Chordata; Amphibia; Anura; Pipidae
Product: WAP four-disulfide core domain protein 3
Exons: 5
Coding region: 19-567 (182 amino acids)
Source: RefSeq, a predicted model, not a curated record